AUGGAAAGAAUAUGUUACAUAGGCGGAUGCGCCACUCUUCCCUCACCUCCUCUGCUCCACCUCUUCCCUCACCUCCUCUGCUCCACCUCUUCCCUCACCUCCUCUGCUCCACCUCUUCCCUCACCUCCUCUGCUCCACCUCUUCCCUCACCUCCUCUGCUCUGCUCUACUCUCACCUCCUCUGGUGCCCUUCCCUCCUCCAGAUGGGCAGCAAGCCACAGGGAACAAUCAUGGGCAGCAAGCCACGCGGAGCGAUCGUAUCGGCGCACGUGCUAAGCCCUUUCCCCCUCUCCUCUCUCCCCUUCUCCCAGAUGGGCAGCAAGCCACGGGGAGCGAUCGUAUCGGCGCACGUGCUGGCAAGGCUCAGGUCGUGGCGAGGCAGACACAAGCAGAGCAAGUCGCGGUGGGGGCAAUGACUCUCCUUCUCCCUCCUUUCUUUCCUGACUUCCUCCUCUCCCCUCUCCCCUCUCCCCUCUCCCCUCUCCCCUCUCUCCUCCAGAUGGGCAGCAAGCCACGGGGAGCGAUUGUAUCCGCGCACGUGCUGGCACGGCUCAGGUCGUGGCGAGGCAGACACAAGCAGAGCGAGUCGCGGUGGGGACAGGCACUUGUGAAAGUUAAAGCCCAGGCACCAGGUGAAGGGGACGCAGAGUAG
Molecule: messenger RNA, 651 nt
Organism: Closterium sp. NIES-65
Lineage: Eukaryota; Viridiplantae; Streptophyta; Zygnematophyceae; Desmidiales; Closteriaceae
Source: the annotation of a GenBank genome assembly